CUGGGCUUGGAGUCUAGCCUGUUGGAGGGAGGACGGUGUGCUCCUCUUAGUGUCUUCACAUUCCGUCAUCUUGUUUGAUCAUCUCAUGUUAAAAGGAAGGCGGUAUUUGUGAAGCAUUCAAAGAAUUCUUCACUAAGCACUGAGCAAACUGGGCACCACUGUUAUAGGCAGUGAUAAGCAGGAAUCAAUAUUUAAUUUAACAUUUGUUUUCGAAUACAUCUGUGUGCAAUGGUCUGUGCUUGUAAAAAGAAUUCAAUCUCUGCCUUUGAUGGGGGCAAAAAAAAAAAAAAUACUGCCAACAAAUCUAGCGCCCGGUGGCAGAAAGUUCAGCCAACUGGUGCUUAUCUCUGAGGACUGAUGCCUGAUUUUGAAGAUCUGGGAGGAGCAGACUUUUGAAAGCCUUCUCCAGGAUGUGUGGAUACUUUUCUAUAAAAGUGACUGAAGUGGUGCUCAUGGGACCUGGGGCAGAGGAGCUGCAGUUGUCUAGACAUGCAUGGUUUGAAGUGACCAGGCUAGUUCUCAAGACAGAGAUUAAUUCGACAAGACAGACACUUGGAAUUAGUCUGACUGGGGAGACUUCAUUUUCUUCUUUGUACCUGACCAUUUAUGAUGAAGUGGCUUGUGAAAGUGUGAUGGUUGCUUAUUUCCUCACAGGGCACUUUUGAAAAAGAAAGGUUGAUCGGGCAAGCAGCAGUGUGGGAAGUAAGGCUGUAGUAAACACAGGUGAAAGAACCACUUGCCAUGGAAGCCAGGGAGCUGGAGAGUCCCACACCCACAUACCAUCUCAUUCCUGAGGCCAGCCAGCCUAGGGAGGAAGAAGGUGACCGCAUGCUGCCUCAGCAGGCCACAGAAACUAUGCAGCUGAAGAAGGAGAUCUCUCUGCUGAAUGGCGUCAGCUUGGUAGUAGGCAACAUGAUCGGCUCAGGAAUCUUCGUCUCACCCAAGGGCGUGCUGGUCUACACUGCCUCCUAUGGGUUGUCACUGGUCAUCUGGGCUGUUGGUGGGCUUUUCUCCGUUGUGGGUGCCCUUUGCUAUGCAGAACUGGGGACCACCAUCACCAAAUCUGGAGCCAGCUACGCUUAUAUUCUUGAGGCCUUUGGGGGCUUCAUUGCUUUUAUCCGCCUCUGGGCCUCACUGCUAAUUGUUGAGCCCACCGGUCAGGCCAUCAUCGCUAUCACCUUUGCCAACUACAUCAUCCAGCCUUCCUUUCCCACCUGUGAGCCCCCGUACCUGGCCUGCCGUCUCCUCGCUGCAGCCUGCAUGUGUCUGCUGACAUUUGUGAACUGUGCCUACGUCAAGUGGGGCACACGUGUGCAGGACAUGUUCACUUAUGCCAAGGUCCUGGCACUCAUUGCCAUCAUUGUCAUGGGCCUUGUUAAACUGUGCCAGGGACACUCUGAGCACUUUCAGGAUGCCUUUAAGGGUUCCUCCUGGGAUGUGGGAGACCUCUCUCUUGCCCUCUACUCUGCCCUCUUCUCUUACUCAGGUUGGGACACCCUUAAUUUUGUAACAGAAGAAAUCAAAAACCCAGAAAGAAAUUUGCCCCUGGCCAUUGGGAUUUCUAUGCCAAUUGUGACGCUCAUCUACAUCCUAACCAACGUGGCCUAUUACACAGUGCUGAGCAUUUCUGAUGUCCUUGGCAGUGAUGCUGUAGCUGUGACAUUUGCUGACCAGACGUUUGGCAUGUUUAGCUGGACCAUUCCCAUUGCUGUCGCCCUGUCCUGUUUUGGGGGCCUCAAUGCGUCUAUCUUCGCUUCAUCAAGGUUGUUUUUUGUGGGCUCCCGUGAGGGCCACCUCCCGGACCUCCUGUCCAUGAUCCACAUUGAGCGUUUCACACCUAUCCCUGCUUUACUGUUUAACUGCACCAUGACACUCAUCUACCUCACUGUGGAGGAUGUUUUCCUGCUCAUCAACUACUUCAGCUUCAGCUACUGGUUCUUUGUGGGCCUUUCUGUUGCUGGACAGCUCUACCUUCGCUGGAAGGAGCCUGAUCGGCCACGACCUCUCAAGCUGAGCCUGUUUUUUCCCAUCGUGUUCUGCAUAUGCUCCUUGUUUCUGGUGAUUGUGCCCCUCUUCAGUGACACCAUCAAUUCCCUCAUUGGCAUUGGAAUCACCCUCUCUGGGGUUCCCAUCUACUUCCUGGGUGUUUAUCUGCCAGAGUCUCGGAGGCCACUCUUCAUUCGGAAUGUCCUUGCUGCUAUCACCAAAGUCACCCAGAAGCUUUGCUUUUGCGUCCUGACUGAGCUAGAUGUAGCUGAAGAGAGACAGGCUGAGAGGAAAACUGAGUAGAGGCCAGAGGUGAUAUCCCCCAAGGCCUGGAAGACUGCUACCUGUGGCCACAGCCACCGAAGUCCAGAUUACAAGACUGUGUGGACCCAAGCCUUUUGUGCUAAAGGAGGGCUGUUGGCCCACAUUAUGUAAGGGGGAUUAGGGCUGAUGGCCUGCUCAGGUGUUCACUCUCAUCGGUAAGCUAUGGGAGGAAUCUCAGGGUCUGGGGCCAGCCUGAAGGUGGGGACUUCAGAGGGUGGUGGUGGGAGAGGACUUGGGCAGUAGGGGAAUGGUGGUUCAGUUUUGUUCUGGUGAGUAGGUGCAGCCUUUCCAAACACUUACUUGGUGAGUUGCACUGGGGGAAGAGGGAGUGCUAGGUUAACAGCUGGGGCUGUUGGUUUCUGAAUUUGACAUUUGAACCAGGAGUUUCUCUUAAGGGGAUGCUCUGUGGAAAGUUUUCCUCUGACCAGGUCCAAGCACCUGACUUUAGAGGUCUGAAAUAUUACCAUUUCUUCCUCUGGCUCAGAAUCCUUCCUUGGGGAGAGGGUUGUCUUCCAUUAUUUAUUGAUAUUAUUUAAUCCAGAACACCAGUUCCAGCAAAGCAUUGGUCUUCAUUAAUUUACAGGAUGUAAUAGGCUGAUUGUAUUUAAAAAUGGAAAGUACCCCAAAGUGAGUCCCUCUGACCUUAGAGGUAUCUCUGUGGUGGUUGGUGAGACUCUGACCACAGAUUUUUUUGCUUAGUUUUAGCACAGUCUUCUGGAAAGAUUUUUUUUUUUUACUCCUGUACCGGUUACACUUUAGUAUAUAGAUAGGUCACACGUUAACAAUCACCUGGUUCAAGUCCAGCAAGGACAGAUGAACAAAUGCGAGAGUCAGAAGCCUGGUAAAACUGCUACUUUGAAGGCUAAUCCUUUAUUUUACUUGAGACCUUAGUUCUUUGCUCUAGUUGGCAAAUCCCUGGUUUCUGGUAUGAAGUCUAAGAAGGCAGAAACUGUCCUAGGAUUCAGGUGAAUCACUUGAAUUCUUUCAGCUGACAGUGGCUUAGAGACCAUUUCCGGGACCCAAGCUGACAAGUAAGUUGUUCCUCUCUGUAAGGGCUGCUCUGAGGGGCUGCUGUGCAGACCCAUGCAAGCCCAUUGUGGUGCUAGAAGUGGUCAUUUUCCUGGAAACCUCACAUUAGGCUGCAUCGUCCUCCUUGUCCCCAACACCAGGCUUUGUUUACACUCUGAGCCACCUUGGUGUGGGUCAUCUGGACACUGCAGUCCUCUUCUGCCUGCCUCCCCUUGCCUGAGGUUUGGGGGGGCUGCAGUCUCAGGAAGAGCUUGGUACUUGUGGGAACUUGUUUUCUCCCUGUGGACAUCAGUGACGACUCUGGAAUAAAGCUGCUUCCACCUCCACCUGGCUCUUCAGCAGACUCACGAUCAGAAGCAACUAAUUCUGGUGCUCAGGCUGCGCUUUAGCUCCUAGGUGUGGCCAGAGUGGUACAUCUGACCUAACGGAUGUUCCUUCAUGGGCCACCAGGCUGCUCUGGAUUGGACAGCCGUCCAGUGUUGCUUCCAGAAACUCAUCCCGGACCCAGAAGAACCUGCUGGCUUGGUAUGCCCCCAUGGGGUUCUUGUCCUUAGGUUUUGAAAUCAAUGAUAAAGACAGGAACUAUGAGGCAGUCUACCUUUCUGAGCAUUCUUCUCCACCAUACUGGCCCUAGCUGCAGACAAGGGAGUGACAUUGGUCAUACUUGUUCAAUUAAGGCGAUUUAGGGGAGCAUGCUCACAGCUGCCUUUGGUUCAGGGUAUGCCUCUGUGAGAACACAGGAGUACAUUCCUCCUGUCAUGGGUUGUGGAUUUGCCUGACAACAGGGAGUCUUUUGCAAAGGCUGACUUGCCCAGACUAUGUAAACAUGACUCCUGUCUGACCCAAGCUGGCACCUAUCCCAGGGAUCCUCUGGAGCUAAUCCUUCGAGUAUGCUUGUCUUGAAGGAUCCCCCACGCAUGCUUUAAUUUUCUUCACUGAAGUAAAUGACCAGCUUAUCUCAGGAACUUGUCAUCUCCCAGUGGCUGCCAGGCAAGCAAGGACCUCACGCUCUGGGUUCCCUCAUACUUGCUUAGUGAGCCAGGUCACCCCCUCUCAUUACUGGAUGGUGACCGUGUUCUUCCCCUCUGUGUUGGAUACAGACUUCUCCCAGGAACCCUUCUGAGGGAGGGAAGCCAGAGACUCCCUACAGCACUACAGCUUUGUUGUAUAAUUUCUUCGAGGUCUUUGUUGUUGAUCUCCUUCAGUCCUUCUCAUGGUGUGCUGAUCCUUCUGCAGUGGGUACAGUUGGUGAAGCUGUCAGCCCUUUAAUAUUGGCAAACUUUAAUGAGUACAUUAAGAGCAGUGAGCACGUUAUAAUAGCAGAGUGGUUUUCAAUCCUUUGCUUCUAUGCCUGCAGAAGACUGAGAUGACUGGUAUUAAACCUGGAAGUUGUUGCCUGUUGUUUGCAGCACUGAACUGCACCUUAGUGGAUACUUAGGAUAGGAAACCAAGUCUGUCUAUUGGUUUUAUAACUGCAAGAGUAGGACAGAAGUGAAUCACUUUAGGAGGUUUAACAACUUCAUGUAGUUAAGAAUAUAGGCAAAGAUGUACAUAAAAUAGAAAGUGAAAUGGGUGGAGGUAGGAUAGAAAAGUAGAAAUGCUUAUGAAAUCUUAGAAUGGGCAGGAAGACAUUUCCUUGUUUAUCUUCCCUUGUGAGAGUAAGUCUGUGCCCCAGAGCAAGAGGGCACACCUUGAAUCGAAGGUUCUGUGUAUUGUUUCCCUAGACCUGUGCAACAUGGUAGCUACUAGCUAUAAAGAGCUAAAGUAUUCAAAAAGAGCUAAAGUAUUCAGUUCCUCCAUUGCAAUAAUCACAUUUCACAUGCUCAACAGCUGUAUGUGGCUAAUGGCUUCUACUGCACAGUGCAGAUAGAGAACAUAUUCGUCAUUACAGAAUAAAUGCCAUCUUAGUCAAAGUUAAGGCAUUUGUGGUUUGGAAAGGAGUAGGGACAGAGUUUGCUUACAAGAGAUACCAGUUUUGGUAACAAUAUUGGUCCUGUUGACGGCAGUUUGUUUUUGGUGACUGCUGUGACUAGUUAAAACAUUUCUCAGUGGAAAGCCAAGUUUAGGAUGUGCUUUGCUUUUCCUCACUUGCUUUAAGUCCUCAGUGUUUGAAACUUCUCACUUCCUUUUGGCAGGUGUUAGGGGAAGCAGGGAAUAUGGUGGGAAAACAUGUAAGACAAAUUUUACUUGCUCCCAAUGUUCAAAGUUUUUAUUAAAUACAUUUAUACAUACCUUGUUCCUUGGCACCACUGCCAGAGGAAACAAGCAAUCUUUACAAGUGUUAUCAGAGUCAGGAAGCAGGGAGGUAGGGAUAGCUGUUUAAAACCUCAUGUCGCAGGCAGAUUCUACUUCCUUUCCUAAUGGUCGUUACUGUCCAGUCUGUGCCACUGUAAGGGACUCACUGCAGCCUUUCUAGAGUCCCUCUAUCAAAAGAAACUGGCUUUUACUAGAGGCAGGUAACCUGGAAAAGCCCAGGCUUAGUGCUGAUAAAAUAAGAGACUCUCUUCCACUUAACUGGUUUCAGCGUAGGAGGAGAAUGGGAAUGUUGGGAAAAUGCCUGGGCCAGGAAGCUUCGCUUUUAUAGCAUUUCCCGCCUGUGGACUGCAGGGUUGAUUUUGAUCAAGAUAAACGGGCCCUACAGAUAGUAGAAAGGACAUUCCCUUAGUGCAUGUUUUCCCUGUGGUGGAAUGGUGCUGGUGGAUAUGCUUUUUCUUUCCCUGUAUUAGGCUAGGAGGAUGCUAACUACUGUGGCGGACCCUACGGUCACAGAUCCCCCAGGGGCUUGUGGUAGAACCUCGUGGUUAUCACAGCAUCAUCAGUCUGAAUCGAGGUCAUGGGGGCUGUCAUAGUCAAACUCCUUCUGCACAUCCAAAGGGUAUUUGCUCCACAUUGGUGGUCUGCUGUUGUCUCUUUCUUCUUCGCUGCUGCUGUAAUUGUCAGAGCCUAGAAUAAGAUAAUAAGAAUGGGCUCUAAUUGUAUGGUUUUCUAAAUGACCACAAAAGUCCCUUCCCUUCUCAAAAAGUUUGUUUUGUAUUAUAAAAUACUUGCUAGAAUAUAGAACAAUUAAAAAAGAAGCAAUAAAAUUCUUACCAUGUAAACCAA
Molecule: messenger RNA, 6441 nt
Organism: Bubalus bubalis (water buffalo)
Lineage: Eukaryota; Metazoa; Chordata; Mammalia; Artiodactyla; Bovidae
Gene: SLC7A6
Product: solute carrier family 7 member 6
Exons: 13
Coding region: 742-2289 (515 amino acids)
Biological process (GO): amino acid transmembrane transport
Cellular component (GO): membrane
Molecular function (GO): L-amino acid transmembrane transporter activity
Source: RefSeq, a predicted model, not a curated record